AUGAGCGACCUCGCCAAUUAUCGGCGCGACCUGGCCGUCCUCGAUCCUUCUGGCGGUCAAUUGCACAAUGCGCCCUUGAGUUCUUUUGGCACAACAUUCUUUGAUGACUCCAGCGAUGCUCUUUCUGUCGCAUCGCAGCUGUCCCCAGCUUUUGGGUCCAGUUCCAGGUCUAACUACAACAAUCAAUCAAGGAUAGUGGAGACGCCAGGAAGUACCGACUCGGCAGCCUACUUCAACGAUGAAAGACGGCCGUCAGUGGCGAGCGUCACAACUGCAAGUAGCCAGGGUUCAAAGAAUAGUACCACCAGAGGCGGAUUUAAAAAGCUACAAGGCUUCUUUGGGGAGGAAUAUCCUGGUCGCGAUGGGUCCGAAACGAGCCUGCCGACGACCUUGGGCGGGCCUGUGAAAGAGCAGCGCUCCUACUCAUUUAAUCGACCCACUAGGGAAAGGAACUAUUCAAAUGCCACUGACCACACCCGCGAAGCUUCCCCAUCCUCAUCGCGACCUAGGACCCCAGUGCCCUCCAGCGAUGUAGUGCCAUUCUUAUACCAAGACGCUGACGAUAUUGGUAAAUACGGCGAGGCGCCUGUUCGCGACAUACUUGCUGGUCCAGACAAGGAGCGAUACCAGGAUAAUGCAGGCCCGCUGCCUCCCAAGACCUCGUCUUCCUCACGGUCAGCCCACUCCAUCGUCCACCUACCAGGUCACCAUCACAGGCACAAGAACAGCAAUGAGGAUUCUCGAUCCUUGAGACCCGUCGUCAGCCGAGAAGACUCCGUAUCGAGUGUCAACAUCAUGAAGGACCGCGGCGGCUCUGUCGCCACCGGCGGCGCCAGGCGAGCUCAGAGUCCAACGCCAAGUGCGAACAAUCUUCGCCUCGCAUCCGUCGAUGGCUCCGAUUCACCGGGACAUAAUGGCAAACGGGGCAUUCUCGAUCGGCUGCGCCAUCGUAAACAUAAAGACGACCAACCAUCCCGCCUUCGCGAAAUGCCAACUUCCUCGCAGUCACUUGUGACGCCCAACUCGUCUAGGCAAAACCUCGUCAGCAAAGACACGUCCCCGUACAUGAACAAGCCCCUGCCUCCGAUCGAUCAGACGCAAGACAUGCAAGGCCCGCGACCUGCUAAUCAGCGGCAGGCGACUUUCAACAACAAAUUCCCCUUCGCCAAGAAGGGUCGCUCGAAUAAAUACGACGAGGACGACGAAUACAUCGGCCCGAAAGAUAGAAAUGAUGCUGGGAGGAUGUUUCACCUCGACACGGAUCUUAAUAAUAUGGAAGGCAUUCUGGCUCAUCCCCCACCCCUAACGCCCAUGGACCCUGCUAUAUUUGUCCCACAGGAGGCGGCUCAAGAGAUCGAGAGGGUCAAUUCCGGCAAUGGAGCAUGGGCCGCACCGGACAGCUGGGCCGUCCGACGCAAUGCGGAAGAACAAGCUCCUUCCACCGAGAACCUCGAAGAGUCCGUCAUUUUGCCACGACCAGAAGAAAAAAGAGCGGCACAUUGCAUACGGGUCUUCCGUGCCGACGGCACUUUUGCCACUAUCCAGUUGCCCCUGGACUCCACAGUCUCCGAGGUCAUGUCUCAUGUCGUUAAGAAGACAUACGUGCAAGACGGCUUGGAGAACUACCAUAUGAUCCUCAGGAAACAUGACCUUGCACGGGUCUUGGCGACUGUUGAGCGACCACUCCUCAUCCAGAAACGGCUUUUGCAACAAGUCGGGUACGAGGAGAAGGACCGUCUUGAAGACAUCGGCAGAGAGGACAAUAGUUACCUUUGCCGUUUUCUAUUUCUCUCGGCCAGGGACAACGACUAUGCAGCUGUUCGGAAUGAACUUGGACUCACUAGGAACGCCAAGUACAAUCACGUGGAUUUAUCUGGCCGCAACCUGAUUACAAUACCUAUUAGUUUGUAUUCCAAGACCAGCGACAUCAUAUCCCUUAAUCUAUCCCGGAACCUAUCAUUGGACUUGCCCAGAGAUUUUAUUCAAGCAUGUCCUCAGCUAAGGGACAUCAAAUUUUCCAACAACGAGGCACGCAAGCUGCCCAUCAGCAUCGGGAGAGCCAACCGUCUAACAUAUCUUGAUGUGUCCAACAACCGCUUAGAAGAGCUCGAACAUGCUGAACUCGGUAAUCUGACUGGCUUGUUGAAGCUCAGUCUGGCCAAUAAUCGGCUCAAUACCCUGCCACAUUACUUCAGUGCCUUUAAGUCGCUGCGCUCGCUGAAUGUGUCGUCAAACUUCCUUGACAAAUUCCCUCCUUUCCUCUGUGAUCUAGAGGGAUUGGUCGACAUAGAUGUCAGCUUCAACUCCAUUGCCGAACUACCUGAGGAAAUUGGCAGAAUGAGGACCCUAGAAAAGUUUGUCAUGACAAACAACAGAUUAGCCGGCGCAUUGCCAUCGACUUUCAGCAAUCUUUUCAAUCUUCGCGAACUUGAUUUGAAGUUCAACACACUCACGGCGAUCGACGUCAUUGCAGAGCUACCAAAGCUUGAGACUUUGUCCGCCGACCACAAUAAGAUUUCGCAAUUCAUUGGAACUUUCGACUCUAUGCGAAAUUUGAAGCUUAAUUCGAAUCCAAUCACUAAGUUUGAAAUAGUUGGGCCAGUUCCGACCCUGAAAAACCUGAAUUUGUCUAACGCUCAGCUUGCCAGCAUUGAUGGAUCAUUCAACAACAUGUUGAAUCUGGAGAGACUCAAUUUGGAUAAAAAUUACUUUGUUUCGCUACCCAAUCAGAUUGGCAAUCUUCGAAGACUGGAGCAUUUCAGUAUUGCCAACAACUCAGUCGGUGAACUCCCGCCAGAGAUCGGCUGCCUGACUGACUUGAAAGUCCUCGAUGUAAGAGGCAACAAUAUGAGGAAACUGCCGAUGGAAUUAUGGUGGGCUCACAAACUGGAAACAUUAAAUGCGUCCUCAAACGUGUUGGGCGAUUUUCCCAAGCCAGCAUCCCGUCCACCCCAGGUUCCUGGAGAAAACCCGAACACGCUUGGGUCGAAUAACACCAAGCCAAUGCCCGGACUUCUUUCGACGGCGUCAAGCACCGAGGAUCUACUUCCUGACGGAACAAGGCGACCAAGCCAAGCAUCAAGCACAUUACUCAGCGUUGGCCCGUCUCCUGUUCCUGGAGGGCCUGAUAGAAAGAGUUCCGUCGUUUCCGUUUAUGGCAAGGGUGGCCGCAAAACAUCCGUAAUGUCUAGAAGUACGACUGGCAGCACUAACGGCACUACCGUUACUCCAUCGAUGACUUCUAGGAAAGAUUCCGGACUGUCUGGCAAGUUAGCCAAUACUUUUGCUGGCUCCUUGCGUAAUUUGUAUCUUGCAGACAAUCAACUUGACGACGACGCCUUUGACCAAGUCACACUUUUGGGAGAACUGCGUGUACUAAAUCUGUCCUAUAACGACAUAAGCGAUAUGCCACAAAGAUCAAUAAAGAGCUGGCCUCAGCUCGUUGAGCUCUACCUAUCAGGAAAUGAUUUGACAAGUCUCCCCGUCGAUGACCUCGAGGAGUACAGCUUAUUACAAAUACUCCACAUUAACGGAAACAAAUUCACCAAUCUGCCCGCGGAUAUUUCGAGAGCCAAAAAGCUGGCUGUUUUGGACUGUGGAAACAACGCAUUGAAGUACAAUAUCUCGAAUGUUCCUUACGAUUGGAAUUGGAAUCUCAACCCUCAAUUGCGGUAUCUCAAUUUAUCCGGAAACAAACGAUUAGAAAUCAAGCAAACUGGAUUUACUGGCACGGCGUCACAACACCGAGAACAGUAUACUGAUUUUUAUCGUUUAACCACACUACGCAUUCUUGGGUUGAUGGAUGUUACCCUUACUCAGCCAAGCAUCCCAGAUCAGAGCGAAGACCGACGUGUGAGAACUUCAGGUUCUCUUGCUGGCCAUUUACCAUACGGUAUGGCAGAUACUCUUGGCAGAAAUGAGCACUUAUCCACAAUCGAUCUGGUCGUUCCCAGAUUCAACUCUUCGGACUCGGAGACUCUGUUGGGUUUGUUCGAUGGUCAGGCUCUCAGUAGUGGUGGCUCUAAGAUUGCCAAAUAUCUUCAUGAGAACUUUGGCCAUAUCUUCGCUUUGGAGCUCAAAGCUCUAAAGACAAGACAGAACGAAACCCCUCAGGACGCCCUUCGUAGAGCCUUCCUCGCUCUCAACAAAGAUCUAGUGUCGAUUGCGUCCUCGCAUACCGAGGACAGACCGCAAGGUGCUCAUCGUGGGUCAUCGGCUCCACUAGUCCUUAGCAAGGAGGAUUUGAACUCGGGUGGCGUCGCCACUGUCGCUUAUCUACAAGGCCAAGAGCUCUACGUGGCUAAUGUUGGCGAUUGUCAAGCGAUACUUAUCCAGUCCGACGGAUCCCACAAGAUGCUCACGCGACGGCAUGAUCCCGCUGAGCCCGCCGAACGUCAACGCAUCCGCGAUGCUGGCGGUUGGGUGUCCCGACAAGGAAAACUCAACGACUUGCUUGAGGUAUCGCGUGCUUUUGGCUAUGUUGACCUGAUGCCUGCUGUCCAAGCAGCACCUCAUGUCACGCAGCUCCAUAUCACGCCGCAGGAUGAAACGAUUUUGAUUGCCACCAAGGAUCUUUGGGACUACCUUACCCCUGGACUUGCAGUAGACAUUGCCCGAUCGGAACGAGGUGACCUUAUGCGAGCGUCGUCGAAGCUGCGAGACCUUGCUAUGGCUUACGGCGCAUCUGGAAAAAUCAUGGUCAUGCUACUUAGUGUAUCUGACCUUAAGCGCCGUCAAGAAAGGUCAGCACGCCUGCAUAGAGGUCAGAGCAUGUCACUGUACCCCUCUGGCGUACCAGAUGAAUUCCAGUACCCCGCCAAACGGGGCAGAAAAGCAAAGGGAGAAGUUCUAGACUCCACACUGCACCGGCUCGAGGCUGAAGUUCCAGCUCCGACAGAGAAGCCGUCGAUCGUCUUCACUGACAUCAAGAAUUCAACGAACUUAUGGGAGAUGUAUCCUUCUGCUAUGAGGUCGGCCAUCAAGCUACACAACGAGGUUAUGCGACGACAGCUUCGAAGAAUUGGCGGUUACGAAGUCAAAACGGAAGGCGACGCUUUCAUGGUUUCCUUCCCAACAGCGACUUCAGCACUAUUGUGGUGUUUUGCUAUCCAGACCGAGCUUCUCAAGGUUCCAUGGCCGGCAGAGAUCCUAAACUCAGUUACUUGCCAAGAUGUUAUGGACAACGAGGGCAAUCUAAUUUUCAAAGGUCUUUCUGUAAGAAUGGGUAUUCAUUAUGGUGAGCCCGUGGCUGAGAUUGACCCUGUCACACGACGAAUGGACUAUUUUGGACCCAUGGUCAACAAAGCUUCCCGUAUUUCAGCUGUUGCCGACGGAGGUCAAAUCACCGUAUCUGCCGAUUUCAUAUCAGAGAUUCAGCGCUGCCUCGAAACCUACCAAGAGAGCGAGCGUAAUGGCUCUAAGGUUGCCGAAGACACUUUCGAUGAAGACUCUACGGCGACACAGAUUCGUAGGGAGCUUCGGUCGCUCAGCUCUCAAGGUUUUGAGGUCAAGGAAAUGGGCGAGAAGAAACUGAAGGGACUUGAAAACCCAGAGUAUGUUUAUGCAUUAUAUCCACAUGCAUUAGCUGGUCGUAUCGAACACCACAACCAAGAUCGCCCUACAACAGUAGACAAGCCUGCUGUUCUUGAGCCCGGCAGUGAACUUGGAUUCGAUCCUGAGAUGAUAUGGUCUUUAUGGAAAGUGUCAUUACGCCUCGAGAUGCUUUGCAGUACCCUCGAGGAAGUCACCGGCAGGGGGCUGCAACCACCAGAGACUGAGCUCCUGGAAAGAAUGAAACAGCGUGGCGGAGAAGUCACCGAACGGUUCUUGUUCAAUUUUAUGGAACAUCAAGUGAGCCGUAUCGAGACCUGCGUUACAACCUUGACCGUUAGACAUCUGGCCGCUGGUCGCGGCCCAAUCUCUCAGCUCGACGAUCUCCGAGCGCCAAUGCCUGCGAUCCUUGAUGGCAUUGCUAAGCAGCUGAGGCUUCUCGAGCUAUACAAAGCUAAAUAUGGCCAUCUAGAAGAAUUCGAAGAACUCGACGGGAGCGACACCGAAAUGGAGUAG
Truncatella angustata is the source of this 6066-nucleotide messenger RNA. Its product is annotated as adenylate cyclase, ACY. The record is from RefSeq and is a predicted model, not a curated record. Gene Ontology annotation, biological process: cAMP biosynthetic process; intracellular signal transduction. NCBI's taxonomy places the organism in Eukaryota, Fungi, Ascomycota, Sordariomycetes, Amphisphaeriales, Sporocadaceae. Bases 1 to 6066 code for a protein of 2021 amino acids. The transcript has 4 exons. Gene Ontology annotation, molecular function: magnesium ion binding; adenylate cyclase activity; protein binding.